AUGAUUGUCGCCACCGACUACUUUACUAAAUGGAUCGAGGCAGAAGCUCUAUCCUCUAUUAAAGAAGCCGAUGUGGAGCGAUUCAUCUGGAGAAACAUCAUCUGCCGGUUUGGCUGCCCACAAUCGCUGGCCACUGACAAAAGCUCACAAUCCAUUGGCAGACAGAUCACCACAAAUCAGUCGCCCAUAAGCAGCAUCCUAAGGGAGACGCAGGGCGACGACCAAAGCGUCCUUCGGGAGACGCAGCCCGUAAGAAGCGUCCUAAGGGAGACGCAAGGGAGGCAGGAUAGACACGCAGUUGCCCAUAAGCAGCGUCCUAAGGGAGACGCAGGGCGACGACCAAAGCGUCCUUCGGGAGACGCAGCCCGUAAAAAGCGUCCUAAGGGAGACGCAGGGUGCGCUAGGAAUUUCUUAAAAGAAGGUCUCCAUGCCUUCUGCGGGAAGUAUCCAGGUUCCUAUCCGUUUCCUAAGGGAGGCAGGAUAGACACACAGUUGCCCAUAAGCAGCGUCCUUCCGGAGACGCAGGGCGACGACCAAGCCAUCCUAAGGGAUGUGCAGCACACGCCCGGAGCCUCUUAA
Prunus armeniaca (apricot) is the source of this 579-nucleotide messenger RNA. NCBI's taxonomy places the organism in Eukaryota, Viridiplantae, Streptophyta, Magnoliopsida, Rosales, Rosaceae. The record is from the annotation of a GenBank genome assembly.